AUGAACAGCUACGUCUCAAGUUUCGGCUCCGUAUCCUCCACUGUUCAUGGUCUGAUCGUCUCUGCCAUUCUCAUCCCAGCUGCCAUUUCGUCUUUCUUUGCGGGCAAGGUUGCAGACAUUCUCGGUCGAUCUAGAGGCAUCAGUCUUGGGGCUUUUAUUUUUGGUCUUGGUGCUGCACUCGAGGCGGGCGCUGCUGAUUUGGCCAUGUUCAUUGUUGGAAGAUGUGUUGAAGGCGUUGGCGAUGGGUUAUACUUGGGUACAUUGGUCGUGUAUAUUUGCGAAAUCUCACCCCCCAGCAAAAGAGGACCACUCACAUCCGCACCUCAGCUACUCAUCACCAUGGGCCUUUGUGUAGGUUUCUUCAUUUGCUACGGUUCCAGUAAUAUCGGCUCCUCUCUCUCAUGGCGACUCCCAUUUGCCAUUUCGCCUGUUCUAGCAUUCUCAUUCUCGCUGGCUUCACUGUGGCUUACCCCCUCGCCGCGCUGGCUUACGCUUCACGGUCGUACAGCAGAAGCAGCUGCAACAUGGGAUGGUCUGGGCUUUAGCCAUGCAGAGCGCGAAAAGAUCGAAAUUGUAGAGCAGAUACGUGAGAUCACUGAAUCUGAUGAAAUUAAUGCUUCACGCCCGGUAACUCCUCACGAUACCCAUCAAGGAGAAAAGAAGAGGAAAAGCAGUUUAUGGGAACUUUUCGCACAUGAUGUGCGUGACCGUACAUUCCUUGCAGUCUUCAUGAUGGGAAUGCAACAACCCAGUGGUAUCGACGGAGUACUUUACUAUGCUCCUCUCCUCUUUCAACAGGCCGGCCUCUCAUCCUCCGAAGCAUCGUUUCUCGCUUCCGGAGUCUCUGCUCUAGCCAUCUUCGGCGUCACAGUCCCCGCUCUCAUCUGGGCCGACGGCUGGGGUCGUCGUCACAGCACAAUCUGCGGCGGCAUUGGCCUCGGAAUCAUCAUGUUCCUGAUCGGAGGCCUCUACGCCGGAACCGCAGUACACAACAACUCCGGCGCAGGACGAUGGGUUGUCAUCGUCUCCAUUUACCUGUUCGCAAUGCUAUAUUCCCUUUCAUGGGGUGUAGGUAUCAAGAUCUACGCUGCCGAGAUUCAGCCCCAACGUACGCGCGCUGCAGCCACAAGUUUGGCGCAUGGAAGCAAUUGGAGUGCGAAUUUCUUGGUUGCACUGACGACGCCGAUAUUAUUAGCGGAUAGCAGCUAUGGAGCUUAUUUCUUGUUUGGUGGAUGCUCGCUUUUGACGGCGUUGGUUUGUUCGAUUUUCAUGCCAGAGAAGAGAGGGCGGUCGUUGGAGGAAAUUAAGGAGGCGUUUAAGAAAACCUCUGUGUCGAAGAGGAUGACGAAAGCUGUGUAG
Talaromyces amestolkiae is the source of this 1359-nucleotide messenger RNA. RefSeq lists its product as uncharacterized. Gene Ontology annotation, biological process: transmembrane transport; carbohydrate transport. The transcript has 3 exons. Gene Ontology annotation, cellular component: membrane. Gene Ontology annotation, molecular function: carbohydrate:proton symporter activity. The coding region runs from base 1 to 1359 and encodes 452 amino acids. Lineage: Eukaryota; Fungi; Ascomycota; Eurotiomycetes; Eurotiales; Trichocomaceae. The record is from RefSeq and is a predicted model, not a curated record.